Messenger RNA from Pneumocystis carinii B80, 297 nucleotides. RefSeq lists its product as hypothetical. The record is from RefSeq and is a predicted model, not a curated record. The transcript has 5 exons. Gene Ontology annotation, biological process: mRNA splicing, via spliceosome; P-body assembly. Gene Ontology annotation, cellular component: precatalytic spliceosome; Lsm1-7-Pat1 complex; catalytic step 2 spliceosome. Bases 1 to 297 code for a protein of 98 amino acids. Lineage: Eukaryota; Fungi; Ascomycota; Pneumocystomycetes; Pneumocystales; Pneumocystaceae. Gene Ontology annotation, molecular function: RNA binding.
AUGAAUGAUAUUGGAAUUAAAACGGAUAACACAUCAGUUUCAGAGCCUUUAGAUCUUAUUAGACUUUCCUUAGAUGAAAGAGUUUACGUCAAAUUACGAGGAGACAGAGAAAUAAAGGGAAAAUUACAUGCCUAUGACAGUCAUCUUAAUAUGGUUUUAAGUGAUGCAGAAGAAACAGUUUAUACAAUUGAUAUUGACGAUGAAGCUGAAGAGCAUAUUAAUACUAGAAAAACACACUCAGAAAUGAUAUUUAUACGUGGAGAUUCAGUAAUUUUAAUAUCUCCACCGAGAAGAUAA